CUCGGUCUGUGGCAGCCGCGUUAUCCCGUCUCCGAGAGCGGAGAGCGAGGGGAGGCGGAGACGGAGGACGGUGCGAGGAGCAGCUCCAGUCCCCGCCGAGCCGCCACCGCAGGCCGAGGACGGUCGGACUCCCGCGGCGGGAGCAGCCUGUUCCCCUGAGGGUAUCUGAAGUACACCAUUCAGCGGUCUUCGAAAAUUCUGCGUGGACAAUGGCAACCCAAGCUGAUUUGAUGGAGCUGGACAUGGCCAUGGAGCCAGACAGAAAAGCAGCUGUUAGUCAUUGGCAGCAGCAGUCUUACCUGGACUCUGGAAUCCAUUCUGGUGCCACCACCACAGCGCCUUCUCUGAGUGGUAAAGGCAAUCCUGAGGAAGAGGACGUGGAUACCACCCAGCAAGUCCUGUACGAAUGGGAACAGGGGUUUUCGCAGUCCUUCACUCAAGAGCAAGUGGCUGACAUUGAUGGGCAGUACGCGAUGACUCGAGCUCAGAGGGUACGCGCGGCUAUGUUCCCUGAGACACUAGAUGAGGGCAUGCAGAUCCCGUCUACACAGUUUGAUGCCGCUCAUCCCACUAAUGUCCAGCGUUUGGCUGAACCAUCACAGAUGCUAAAACAUGCAGUUGUCAAUUUGAUUAACUAUCAAGAUGAUGCAGAACUUGCCACACGUGCAAUCCCUGAACUGACCAAGCUGCUAAAUGACGAGGACCAGGUGGUGGUUAAUAAGGCUGCAGUUAUGGUCCAUCAACUUUCUAAAAAGGAAGCUUCCAGACACGCCAUCAUGCGUUCCCCUCAGAUGGUGUCUGCUAUUGUACGUACCAUGCAGAAUACAAAUGAUGUGGAAACAGCUCGCUGUACUGCUGGGACCUUGCACAAUCUGUCCCACCAUCGUGAGGGCUUGCUGGCCAUCUUUAAGUCUGGGGGCAUUCCUGCCCUGGUGAAGAUGCUUGGUUCACCGGUGGAUUCCGUAUUGUUUUAUGCCAUUACAACUCUCCACAACCUUUUAUUGCAUCAAGAAGGAGCUAAAAUGGCAGUGCGUUUGGCUGGCGGGCUGCAGAAAAUGGUUGCCUUGCUCAAUAAAACAAAUGUUAAAUUCUUGGCUAUUACAACAGACUGCCUUCAGAUUUUAGCUUACGGCAAUCAAGAAAGCAAGCUGAUCAUUCUGGCGAGUGGGGGACCUCAAGCUUUAGUGAACAUAAUGAGGACCUACACUUACGAGAAACUGCUGUGGACCACGAGCAGAGUGCUGAAGGUGCUGUCGGUCUGCUCCAGCAAUAAGCCGGCUAUUGUAGAGGCGGGUGGAAUGCAAGCGUUAGGACUUCACCUGACAGAUCCAAGUCAGCGUCUCGUUCAGAACUGUCUUUGGACUCUUAGGAAUCUUUCAGAUGCUGCAACUAAACAGGAAGGGAUGGAAGGUCUGCUUGGGACCCUUGUUCAGCUGCUGGGCUCAGAUGAUAUCAACGUGGUCACCUGUGCAGCCGGAAUUCUGUCUAAUCUCACUUGCAAUAAUUAUAAGAACAAGAUGAUGGUGUGCCAAGUCGGUGGUAUAGAGGCGCUGGUGCGUACUGUCCUUCGUGCUGGUGACAGGGAGGACAUCACUGAGCCUGCCAUCUGUGCCCUUCGUCAUCUGACCAGCCGACACCAGGAAGCAGAGAUGGCCCAGAAUGCCGUUCGCCUCCACUAUGGACUGCCGGUUGUGGUUAAACUCCUACACCCACCAUCCCAUUGGCCUCUGAUAAAGGCUACCGUUGGAUUGAUUCGAAAUCUUGCCCUUUGUCCAGCAAAUCAUGCACCUCUGCGUGAGCAGGGUGCCAUCCCACGGCUAGUUCAGCUGCUGGUUCGUGCACAUCAGGAUACCCAGCGCCGUACAUCUAUGGGCGGAACCCAGCAGCAGUUUGUGGAGGGCGUCCGCAUGGAAGAAAUAGUCGAAGGUUGUACUGGAGCCCUGCACAUCCUCGCUCGGGAUGUUCACAACCGAAUUGUAAUCAGAGGACUCAACACCAUUCCAUUGUUUGUGCAGCUGCUUUAUUCUCCCAUUGAAAAUAUCCAAAGAGUAGCAGCAGGGGUCCUCUGUGAACUGGCUCAGGAUAAGGAGGCUGCAGAAGCCAUUGAAGCCGAGGGAGCCACAGCCCCUCUCACGGAGUUGCUUCACUCGAGGAAUGAAGGUGUGGCAACAUACGCAGCUGCUGUUCUGUUCCGAAUGUCUGAGGACAAACCACAGGAUUAUAAGAAACGGCUUUCUGUUGAGCUGACCAGUUCUCUCUUCAGAACGGAGCCCAUGGCUUGGAAUGAGACCGCUGACCUUGGACUUGAUAUCGGCGCCCAGGGAGAGCCCCUUGGAUAUCGCCAGGAUGAUCCCAGCUAUCGUUCUUUUCACUCUGGUGGAUACGGCCAAGAUGCCUUGGGUAUGGACCCCAUGAUGGAGCAUGAGAUGGGUGGCCACCACCCUGGUGCUGACUAUCCAGUUGAUGGGCUGCCAGACCUGGGGCACGCCCAGGACCUCAUGGAUGGGCUGCCACCAGGUGACAGCAAUCAGCUGGCCUGGUUUGAUACUGACCUGUAAAUCAUCCUUUAGCUGUAUUGUCUGAACUUGCAUUGUGAUUGGCCUGUAGAGUUGCUGAGAGGGCUCGAGGGGUGGGCUGGUAUCUCAGAAAGUGCCUGACACACUAACCAAGCUGAGUUUCCUAUGGGAACAAUUGAAGUAAACUUUUUGUUCUGGUCCUUUUUGGUCGAGGAGUAACAAUACAAAUGGAUUUUGGGAGUGACUCAAGAAGUGAAGAAUGCACAAGAAUGGAUCACAAGAUGGAAUUUAUCAAACGCUAGCCUUGCUUGUUAAAAAUUUUUUUUUUAAUAUCUGUAAUGGUACUGACUUUGCUUGCUUUGAAGUAGCUCUUUAAUUUUUUUUGCAGUAACUGUUAGUUUUUUAAGUCUUGUAGUGUUAAGUUAUAGUGAAUACUGCUGCAGCAAUUUCUAAUUUUUAAGAAUUGAGUAAUGGUGUAGAACACUAAUUCAUAAUCACUCUAAUUGUAAUCUGAAUAAAGUGUAACAUUGUGUAGCCUUUUUGUAUAAAAUAGACAAAUAGAAAUGGUCCAAUUAGUUUCCUUUUUAAUAUGCUUAAAAUAAGCAGGUGGAUCUAUUUCAUGUUUUUGAUCAAAAACUUUAUUUGGGAUAUGUAUGGGUAGGGUAAAUCAGUAAGAGGUGUUAUUUGGAACCUUGUUUUGGACAGUUUACCAGUUGCCUUUUAUCCCAAAGUUGUUGUAACCUGCUGUGAUACGAUGCUUCAAGAGAAAAUGCGGUUAUAAAAAUGGUUCAGAAUUAAACUUUUAA
Molecule: messenger RNA, 3322 nt
Organism: Rhinolophus ferrumequinum (greater horseshoe bat)
Lineage: Eukaryota; Metazoa; Chordata; Mammalia; Chiroptera; Rhinolophidae
Gene: CTNNB1
Product: catenin beta 1
Exons: 16
Coding region: 210-2558 (782 amino acids)
Biological process (GO): cell adhesion; positive regulation of transcription by RNA polymerase II
Cellular component (GO): catenin complex; adherens junction
Molecular function (GO): alpha-catenin binding; transcription coactivator activity; protein phosphatase binding
Source: RefSeq, a predicted model, not a curated record